AUGCUGCUUUGCAAGGGGAACAAGUGGGAAGCUGGAACUGAUGAGAGACCUGGUCUGAAAUCUGCUCUUUGUGCACCUUGCACUGUCGGUAAAGACAACUGUAAAGUCGAGCCACUUGCUGCAUACAAGUACAGCAUUCAAAGUCUUAGUCAAUUCAUGCACUCUCCUAAGCUGUCUCACAUGGAAGUUGCUAUAAGAGUGGUAAGGUACAUCAAACAGUCACCAGAAAAAGGAGUUCUUAUGUCAUCUAAUGCUUCUAAUCAAUUGCAUGCAUACUGUGAUGCUGAUUGGGCCUCAUGUCCUACAACUAGAAGAUCAGUUAGUGGAUAUUUGAUGAAGUUGGGAGAUUCACUUAUUUCAUGGAAAUCUAAAAAAUAUGCUACAAUUUCUAGAAGUUUAGCUGAAGCAGAAUACAGGAGUCUUGCAUCUAUGGUUGUUGAGAUUGUUUAA
Messenger RNA from Lycium ferocissimum, 450 nucleotides. RefSeq lists its product as uncharacterized. The record is from RefSeq and is a predicted model, not a curated record. The coding region runs from base 1 to 450 and encodes 149 amino acids. The transcript is spliced from 3 exons. Lineage: Eukaryota; Viridiplantae; Streptophyta; Magnoliopsida; Solanales; Solanaceae.